Blastocystis hominis is the source of this 1091-nucleotide messenger RNA. RefSeq lists its product as hypothetical. The record is from RefSeq and is a predicted model, not a curated record. Bases 1 to 261 code for a protein of 86 amino acids. The transcript is spliced from 3 exons. Lineage: Eukaryota; Bigyra; Opalinata; Blastocystidae.
AUGAAAAUGGACAAAGGUGUAUUACGACUACAUCAGCCAUCUGAAUAUAAAUAUCGUGUUUCUGGUCAUAACAAGAUGAUCAAGCUGCCCAAUGGAAAAAUUGCGAAGCAAGCAACCGAAAAGGAGCGGUCAUGUUAUGAACAAAUUAUGAGAUCGAAUUCGGAUCUUGCUCGUUUUAGUGCUUCCUAUUUUGGCCUCCAACCUAUAGAAGUUUCGUUUGUUCUAUACUAUAAUAUUGCAGAUUAUAUCUCCCUUAAAUGAGCCCUUGUGUAGACCUGAGGGUUUACGGUAUUCCCUGCACUUGGACGAUGAUAUUUCAGAAAGUUCUGAGUUUCUUCAGCAGUAAUUGUCUGGCAUGCACUUCAUUCCAUAGUGAGCCCAUUUUGAACGGCUAUUUAGUUUUGGAAGAUUUGAAUAAAUCUUAUGUGCAUCCCUGUAUUUUAGACGUGAAAAUCGGCACGCAUACCUAUUGUACUUUUCUUUCUUUCUUUCUUCACUCAUCUGAAGGGGACGGAGCGCCUCCACAGAAAAUCGAGCGGCACAACCGCAUGUGUCAGUCCACCACUUCCGGCUCUCUCGGGAUGUGUGUGUGUGGCAUGCGCGUAAUCACUCUGAAUCUUCUUCACGAUAGGUUUACCGUCCGCAAAGCCACGACUGGCUAAUCGAAGAUAAAGAAUGGGGCAAAUCGCUGGUAGCCAAAUCGAUGUUAUUGGCGAUCGCCUUGUUCUUCUUUGAUGGCAAUUCCUUUCGUCUGGAUGUUCUGGAGAUCGUUCUGGAGAAGCUUCUGAAUCUCCGCGAUAUCGUGCGACGCGUAAAUUAGCGCAGAAGGAAUGAGAAAUAGUCGAAUUGGAGGUUCUGGUCGUCGUCGUUUUUGUUUACGUACGAGGGCGAAGGGGAAACGCGAGCGGACGUUCAUCUGAUCGAUUUUGGGAAUUGUAACUUCUCGGAUUGCUAUGAUACGCCGGAUGAAGGAUGUAUUUUGGCGCUUAGCAAUAUGAUUGCGUAUAUUCGACUUAUACGGAAUGGAGCUGUGGGGCUGUCAGAGAUAAGGCGGUUUGAGGCCAGUUUGUGAUUUUUUGUAUUCUAGUUUU